This is a messenger RNA of Anisakis simplex (herring worm), 498 nucleotides long. The record is from the annotation of a GenBank genome assembly. NCBI's taxonomy places the organism in Eukaryota, Metazoa, Nematoda, Chromadorea, Rhabditida, Anisakidae.
AUGGCACUUUGGAAGAUAUGUAGACAUACGCAAGAUGAGUUUAUUGCAAAACGUUCGUUGAGUCAGGCGAAUCAACUAAAAGCGUACGAAAUGUCACAAAAACAGUUGUUCAGUGAUGAUCGAGAGACACCGGAUAGCAGUUCGUGGAAAAAGGAUACAGAAGGUAUGAAUUUUAGUCAGAAGAGAAAAUCAUCAUUGAAUGAUGGCGUUGGUGAUAGUGAAACUGCGCAUAUGCCUAUGCGAUUCGCAAAUCUGUUUCGAACAAAAUCAGAGCCAUUAAUGAGCGAUCAUGGGAGUCGAUGUGAGCACGAAGAAGAGGACAGCGAUCGAUUGAGUGUGGAAUCAGCACUUCGAGAGCCACUGAAAUUCCGAUGUCCACAUGCGUUCGUUCGAUUUGGUGUGGGUGGCAAAGUGCUGAUUAUGGAUCCGUCACUAUCGACGAGUCUUAUCGAAGUGAAGGAUCUGAAGGUGGCGGUGAAGGAUAGCGAGACAAAGCAU